AUGGAAACACCGGAUACAGCAAAACUAGACGACGGAUACGUGAAGGAUGAGGCGUUUGGGUUGACCAACUCCAGCAAUCGAGAGGUGACAAUAGAAAGUGAUACUAAAGGCGUGUUGGGCAAACCGCAUGUAUUGGCAUGCUUAGCACAUUUUCACGGACUUGACAAAUCUGCCGGUGUGCAGUGGUCUUUGCGUGAUCGCAUUAUCUAUCCGCACACAUUUCCGGAUCAGAGAAGUGAGCCAGCCUGGAAUAACAUGAUGCCAUCCACAAGUAUUCGACUGUCCUCGUUGACUGGACAAAUGAUAGAUGUGACCAACCGUUGGAUCAAUAACCAUACUCUGUACAGUGUACUUCGGAUCAGCAAACUUACCCCGGAUUUUUUCGGACUUUGGAGAUGUAAAAAGUAUUCUAGGAAUGUUUUUGAACCACUCGUUGAAGGCACAUUUGUGCUCAAGGCCGAAGUCCAGGAAAAUUGA
Messenger RNA from Echinostoma caproni, 477 nucleotides. Lineage: Eukaryota; Metazoa; Platyhelminthes; Trematoda; Plagiorchiida; Echinostomatidae. The record is from the annotation of a GenBank genome assembly.